CAAAGACCCCUCCCAUUCCCGGGUGUCGUCUGAAUGCUGCCUGGUCGGGACGCUGGUAGCGGCGUUUGCAGAAGGGGCUGAGAUCGAUCCUGCUCUCUCUCCCUCCGGACUUUUCUGAGGGUAAAAGAUUGUGAUCAAAGAUUCACCUGCAGGACAACUAUCAACAGGCAGUAGAAACAUAGGACAAGGCAGCAGCCGCCAGAAAGGAUGGAGCCUGGGAAACUCUUGGAUGCCCCGCCAGACACAAGGAGCGCUUUGAAAAACCACAAAAAAACACACGUAUGUUCAGAGUGUGGGAAAUCUUUUUCCGGGCAAUCCCUCCUUUUGACCCACAGUAAGAUCCAUGUGGGAAUUGGAUCUAGUCAAGGUCUGGAGAGUGAGAAAUUCUUUUCUGGGAAAAACUGCAAAGAUCUCGGAAGCCCCUCCAGACUAAAACCCUAUAAAUGUGAUGAAUACGACUUGUGCUUUGAUCAAAAGUCACACCUUUCUACACAUCAGAAAAUCCACACCGGAGAGAAACCUUAUCAAUGUCUGGAAUGCGGGACAUUUUUCCGUGAAAAAGCCACUCUCAGAAAGCACGAGAGGACUCACACAGGGGAGAAACCUUACAGCUGUGGACACUGUGGGAAGAGCUUUUCCCAGAAUUCCGGUCUUUGGCAGCAUGAGCAGAUCCAUGUAGGAAUCAAACCUCACAAAUGCUUGGAGUGUGGAAAAUGUUUCACUAUGAGUUCAGGUCUUCAGAGACAUGAGAAAACACACACAGGGGAGAAAAACGAAAAGUGCCUCGAAUGCGGGAAAUGUUUUACCUUGAAAUCAAACCUGCUGAAACAUCAGAGACUCCACACCGGAAUGAGACCCUAUGGAUGCUCAGAAUGUGAGAAACGGUUUCUAACUUCUUCUGAUCUUCGGACACACCAAAUAGGGCACCAAGACGAGAAACCGUAUAAAUGUGGGGAGUGUGGGAAAGGUUUUCUUGAACGAAGGAAGCUUCAGAGGCAUGAGAGUAUCCACACAGGGGAGAAGCCAUUCAAAUGUGUGGAGUGUGGGAGAUGCUUUUCCGAAAAAUACAACCUUACCAGACAUCAGAGGGUCCACACAGGAGAGAAGCCAUACAGAUGCGGAGAAUGUGGAAAAUGUUUUGCUCAAAAGGGAUACCUGUGGAUUCAUUAUAAAACCCACACAGUGGAGAAGCCCUUUCAGUGCAUUGAGUGUGGACAGUUUUAUCGUACCGCAUCAACCCUUAGAAAACAUGCAAAACUGCACACGGAGAACAAAAUUUCAAAUGUUAUAGAGUGUGGGAGAACAUUUGCUGAUUCAUCUUCCCUUAGAAGUCACAGCCAAAUCCAUACAAGGGAGGAGCCCUAGUCACAUAACCUUAAAUUUAAGCAUAAUUUUCAAGAAGAACCUAGUUGUUUUGAGGGGGAUUUAAGCUAAAUGGAAAGGGGGGGUUAUAUAUUUAUGUUGUUAGCUAUUUUUGUCCAUUGGAUCUGGAUCUUUGUUGAUCAACAGGAGAGCUGAAGAUUUAAAGAUAAGUUGGUAAAAAAUUAGAUCAGAUAUACCGUGUUUCCCUGAAAAUAAGACAGGGCCUUAUUUUCUUUUGAACCCAGAAAUAAGCGUUUGGCCUUAUUAUCGGGGAGCGCUGGUGUCUUAUUAUUUUGGGGGGCGCAGGAGGCGGCGAGUGUGAGACUGGAUGUCCCAUCGCUGCCAUCGCCUCCCCUCCCUGUUCUUCGUGCUGGCCGAGCGGCCGUCCGUCACUGCCCUGACAUGUCCUGCUGCCGCGUUGUGGAGCAGGACUCUGCAGGGCUUGUUGUGCCGUUGCAUGCAUGAACUGCAGCACUGCUGCAAGCUUCAUCAUACCGGCACAGCUGGCGUCCUGCUGCUUGCGGCUGCGCUGGUAUGUCGAACCUCACGGCAGUGCUGCGGUCCGUGCAUGCAGUGGCAUAAGUCUUGCAGAGUCCUGCUCCACAAGGCGGUGGCGCUGCCAUGACGAUCUCACAAUAGUGGGGGCGGGGGAGAAGCGAAACGUGGCUCCCCUUGCCGUCUCUUCUCCCCCCCCUUCCUCGCCGUGCAUGGCAGGGCUCCUGCCCCUUGCUUAGCCACCCGUCCCCUUUAGGGAUGCAAUUUGGGGGUGGCAGGUGGGACGGGCAAGAAGCGGGACGAGCGUCUUACCUUUCCAGCUCCGACGCGUUCCUCACCGUUGUGUCCAGGGAAACACGUUGUAAAAAAAAAAAAAUCUCAUGAGUUCAAUAAUUUUUUUCUUUUAUCAUUGAUCCUGGGGGUGUGGUGGUUGGGAUUUGGCAUUUGGUUUCUCUGUGUGUGUGGGAAAUGGAUCUCCCUCCCUCCCUCCCUCCUUCUCAUUUCUGUUUCUCUUUUUCCUUUCCCUCUUCCUUCCUUUUUCUUUCUUUCUUUUCUUUCCUUUCUCUCUCCCCAUUUUCUCUCUCAUUUUUGCUGGAGGCAGUAAGGAGUGGGGCACAAAGUGCAUCACUGACCUGCCACUGUUUGUGGUGGCCAUCAGCGUUACUGGUUACCGGGCGCAAAGCACGUUGCUGGCCUGCCGCUCUUUUUGUGGCGGCCAUCAGCGUUACCGGUAAAGAGUGCGGUGUGAGACGCGAAGCGCAUUGCUGGUGUGCCGCUCUUUUUGCAGCGGCCAUCAGCGUUAUCUGUUACCGGGCUCAAGGCCUGCUGCUUUUUUGGCGGCUGCCAUCAGUGUUUCCGAUAGGUACGGUAAGAGCGUGUGGGGUUCUUGGGGCUUAUUCCCCCCCUAUCCUCCCCUCCGGCCUUGUCUCACCUCGUGUUGUUUGUGCGGCAAGGAACCAGAAGAAAUGGUAAGACCGGCUGCGCUUGCGUGUAAAUAAUUGGGGGGCUUAUUUUGGGUGGGGGAGCUUAUUUUAUCGCAUGUGCUGAAAAGCCCGAUUGGGCUUAUUAUCUGGGGAUGUCUUAUUUUCGGGGAAACCUGGUACAAUGAAGAUGCUUCUGUUGGUAAUUGGAGUGACAGUGAUAAAUCAGACACUCAGGAUUAAUUGGAGCGCAGGAAUUUUGCAAUACUCACAGGUUGUGAGAUGUGUUAACUUCGAAUUAUGUAAUAUUCAGUUUCUUCUUUACUGUGAUAGUUCAUUAUUCAUUAUUCAUGUUGCAUUAAAUUGCCCCAUAUUACGACUUUUCUUCCCGCUCUUGUUUAAGUGAACCAUGGAAAUUAAGUUAGUAACCCAGUUCAGUGAAUCCGGCUUCCCCGUUGACUUUGCUUGUGAGAAGGUCGCAAAAAGGGAUCUCGUGACCCAAAGACUGCAACUGUGACAAAACGUGACGAAAUAGUUGCCAAACAUUUGAAUUUUGAUCAUGCGACCAUGGAGGUGCUGCAGUUGUUGCAAGUGUGAAAACGGUCGUAAGUCACAUUUUUCAGGGCCCUUGUAACUUGUAAUGAACGGACUAUUGUAAGUUGAGGACUACCUGUAUAAAUUGAAUGGGAUAUUUUUGUGGGAUUCAUGAACCUCACUAAGUGAGACCUAACUUAACUUCUCCCUUGCCCUGAUCUGUGGUUAAUUCUCUUCUCUUGCGUCCUCCAUGAAGUGGCAUCUCAUCCCCAGCCCAUGACAACGUUGCAUGAAUUGGUAUCUCCAGAGGUUCUCAUCAAAAAGGAGAAAAUCCAGUGUUUUGUGUGUGAGAAAACUUUCAGCUAUAAAUCGAAUCUUAAAAGUCAGUGGAAACUCCACAGUGGAGAUAUACCCUUUCAGUGCUAAUGUCAACCUUCCCAACUCGGUCAUCCAGCAAAGAAAAAGACUUCUGGCCCAUUGUUCAGGCAAAAUUAAACAUUACUAAAGCCGAAGUCAUUACAAAAGUGAAGCUGGAUCUGGUAUUUUCGCGCACAAUUAACUUUCUCUUCUCCCAGGACAUUUCUCCUGUGACCGGUUAAUGCCUAAUUGAGUGCUUGUAUAUUGUUUGGAUAACAGAUACUCAGUUCAGCGUCAUGAUGGCGCAGUGGUUACAAGGCAGUAUUGCAGGCUAACGCUGCCUAUAGCCAGGAGUUCGAAUCCCUGACUGGCUCAAGAUUGUCUCAGCUUUCCAUCCUUCUGAGAUUUUGGAAGGAAAAUCUAUCUGGUUCAGUUUCACAGCAGGAGAAAGAAGGCAGAAAUAAAAUGGACUCUGGAGGCUGAUUGAAAAGAAGAUCCAUUUAUUGAGGGUAAAAGAUUGUGAUCAAAGAUUUACCUGCAAGACAACUAUCAACAGGCAGUAGAAACAUAGGACAAGGCAGAAGCCGCCAGAAAGGAUGGAGCCUGGGAUACCCUUGGAUGCCCCAUCGGACACAAGGAGCACUUUGAAAAACCACAAAAAGACACACAAAUGCUCAGAGUGUGGGAAAUCCUUUGCUGGCCGCUCCCUCCUUUUGACCCACAGGAAGAUCCAUGUGGGGAGUGGAUCCAGUCAAGGUUUAGAGGGUGAGAAAUUUUUCUCUGGGAAAAACUCCAAAGAUCUAGGUAGCCCGUCCAGACUAAAACCUUAUAAAUGUGAUGAAUGUGACUUAGGCUUUGGUCAAAAGUCGCACCUUCUUACGCAUCAGAAAAUCCACACCGGAGAGAAACCUUAUCAAUGUCUGGAAUGCGGGACAUUUUUCCGUGAAAAAGCCACUCUCAGAAAGCACGAGAGGACUCACACAGGGGAGAAACCUUACAAGUGUUCGGAAUGUGGGAAGAGCUUUUCUCAUAAAGCAAAUCUUUGUGUCCAUGAGCUGAUUCAUGCAGGAAUCAAACCUCACAAAUGCUUGGAGUGUGGAAAAUGUUUCACACAGAUUCCAUCUCUCCGGAGUCAUGAGAAAACACACAGAGGAGAGAAAAACGAAAAGUGCCUUGAAUGCGGGAAAUGUUUUACCUUGAAAUCAAACCUGCUGAAACAUCAGAGACUCCAUACUGGAAUGAGACCCUAUGGAUGCUCAGAAUGUGAGAAACGGUUUCUAACUUCUUCUGAUCUUCGGACACACCAAAUAGGGCACCAAGACGAGAAACCGUAUAAAUGUGGGGAAUGUGGGAAAGGUUUUCUUGAACGAAGGAAACUUGAGAGUCAUGAGAGAAUCCAUACAGGGGAGAAGCCAUUCAAAUGUGUGGAGUGUGGGAUGUGCUUUUCUGAUAAAUACAACCUUGCAAGGCAUCAGAGGGUCCACACAGGAGAGAAGCCAUACAGAUGUGGAGAAUGUGGAAAAUGUUUUGCUCAAAAGGGAUACCUUUGGGUACAUUAUAAAACCCACACGGGGGAGAAGCCCUUUCAGUGCAAUAAGUGUGGACAAUUUUAUCGUACCCUAACAACCCUUAAAAAACACACAAAACUGCACACGGGGAACAAAAUUUCAAUUGUUUAGAGUGUGGGAGAACAUUUGCUGAUUCAUCUUCCCUUAGAAGCCAAAUCCAUAUAGGAAAGAAGUCCUAGUCAUAUAAUCUUAAAUUUAAGCAUAAUUUUCAAGAAGAACAUCCCCCUAUGGCUGAAAAGAAAAGUUUUCGAUAAGUAUGUGCUAGUCAAAUCAAAUCUUUGUUAACUUAUUUUUGUUUUCAUUUUUGGAUAUAAAGUAUUAUUUCAAAAAUGUUUAAUAACUUCCAAUUUUAUUACUAUUAUUUUGUUAGGGGGAUUUAAGCUAAAUGGAAAGGGGGUUUAUAUACUUACAUCGUUAGCCAUUUUUGUCCAUUGGAUUUGGAUCUUUAUUAUUAUUAUUAUUAUUAUUUUAUUUGAUUUUUAUACCGCCCUUCUCCCGAAGGACUCAGGGCGGUAUACAGGCAUAAUAAAAAACCGGCAAUACAAUAUACAGAUUUAAAAUACGAUUUAAAAAACUUAUUUAAAUUAGCCCAAUGAUUAAAAUUUACCAUACUAAAACCCCGUUUAAAAUUAAUAAAUUUAAGAUUAAAAUCCCGAUUUAAGCCAGCCCCGCGCGGAUAAAAAGGUGAGUCUUGAGUUCGCGACGAAAUGUCCGAAGGUCAGGUAUUUGGCGUAAACCCGGGGGAAGCUCGUUCCAGAGUGUGGGAGCCCCCACAGAGAAGGCCCUUCCCCUGGGGGCCGCCAGCCGACAUUGUUUGGCGGACGGCACCCUGAGAAGUCCCUCUCUGUGGGAGCGUACGGGUCGGUGGGAAGCGUAUGGUAACAGCAGGCGGUCCCGUAAGUACCCAGGUCCUAAGCCAUGGAGCGCUUUAAAGGUCAUAACCAACACCUUAAAGUGCACCCGGAAGGCCACAGGCAGCCAGUGCAGUCUGCGCAGGAGCGGUGUUACAUGGGAGCUACGUGUAGCUCCCUCUAUCACCCGCGCAGCUGCAUUCUGGACUAACUGAAGCCUCCGAGCGCACUUUGGGUACACUUGGGUACACUCUGAGCGCACUUUGUUGAUCAAUAGGAGGGCUGAAGAUUUAAAGAUAAGUUUGUAAAAAAUGGGAUCAGCUAUACAAUGAAGAUGCCCCUGUUCGUAAUUGGAAAGUGAUAAAUCAGGCAUUCAGGAUUAAUUGGAGUGCAAGUAAUUUAGCACAUAUAUCGCAGGUUGGGGGAUGUGUUAACUUUGAAUUACGUAAUAUUCAGUUUCUUCUUUUCUGUGAUAUUUCAUUAUUCAUAUACCAUAUUGCAUUAAAUUGCCCCAUUUUAGGACUUUUCUUCCCACUCUUGUUAAGUGAAACCAUGGCAAUUAAGUUAUUAACACGGUUAAGAGAAGCUGGAGAAGCUGGAUCUGAUAUUUUCACGCACAAUUAACUUUCUCUUUUUCCCUGUCGUCCCCCUGUUAUCGGUUUAUGUGCAAUUGGGUGCUUUGGGUAACAGACCCUCAGUUCAGUGUUACAAUGCCGCAGUGGUUACAAGGCUGUAUUGCAGGGUAACUCUGCCUACAGCCAGGAGUUUGACCCUGACCGGCUCAAGGUUGACUCUGCCUUCCAUCCUUCCCAGGUUGGUUAAAUGAGGACCCGGAUUGUGGGGGGAAAUAUGCUGACUCUGUAAACUGCUUAAAAGAGGGCUGUAAAAGCACUGUGAAGCAGUAUAUAAAUCUAAGUGCUAUUGCUAUCAGAGGAUCCAAACUAGAGAGAGACCGUACCAGCGUUUGGAGUAGUCAAACAAUUCACACCAGGGAGAAACAGUUCAACAGUUUAUAUAUUAUUUUCCAAAUCUGCAUUUAAUUUUUCCUUAUUUUGAUGACAAUGAUUGCUUCAAUGGCCAACUGUCAAGCCUAUGGUUUCCAAACGCUAAACAGGCAUAUAAAAUAAAGUAUACAAAUCAGUGAGGUCCAGAAUUAAAUAUAAAGACCGUGAGGUCCAGAAUUAAAUAUAAAGACCGACUAAUGACAAUAGGUAGAACAAACCUCUUUAGAACUGACAAUGAAUAUAUCAAAGCACUGAGCAGCUUCUGCCUUUUAGGAUCAACCAUCAGGAGUAAAGGAAGUAGCAAUCAAGAAAGAAGCCCCAGUUCAGCACUCGGUAGAGCAGCCUGAAAGGCCUUUGAAAACAUCUUUAAAUGCCACGAUGGGUCUCUACCUACAAUAAUCAGAAUUGUGUAAGCCACGAUCAUCUUCCCUAUGAUAUUCUAUGAACAGAAUAGAGUAGAACAGAACAGAAAAUAAAGUAUAUAAAGAAUAGAGUAGAAUAGAAAGAAUGGAACAUAUCCCGAAUGUAUCCCAAAAUGAGCCCCAUAUGCUGGAAAUGUAAAAAUAAAGAAGAAACAUAUUACCAUUUGUGGUGGUCCUGCCCCGAAUCCCGUAAAUAUUGGUUAAAAAUUAAAGGGUGGCUACAGGAAAUCAUGAAUGAACAAUCAGAUCUAGAACCAGAACUCUUUAUUGGGGAUUUUCCCAAAAAAAAAAUGUGAAGAGUAUAAAAUAUUUAAUACUACACAUAUUAACUGCUGCUAGGAUGUCCUUCGCUCAAUGUUGGAAACAGCCAUGUAUACCUACAGAGAAACUUGUUAUACAAAAGUAUAACUGCGCAGAAAUGGACAAACUGCGCAGAAAUGGACAAACUAACGCUGAGUUUAAAAGAUAAAGAGACAUCCGUAUUUCAUAAUAUAUGGGAACAGUGGUAUAAAUGGAUAGAAAGGAGAUAGACAAGGAUAGUUAGUUGUUAAGUAUAAACAAUAGAUAAACCAAGAACACAAAUAUAUACAAUUUAAUGUUUGUAAUCAUUGCACGGAUUAUUGUUAUAAGAAAAACACCACAAAUAGCUGUUAAGUGAUAUAACCUUUUCUUUUCUUUUUUUCCUAUGUUUUUAAU
This is a messenger RNA of Ahaetulla prasina, 8209 nucleotides long. RefSeq names its product gastrula zinc finger protein XlCGF17.1-like. The coding region runs from base 208 to 1365 and encodes 385 amino acids. The transcript has 4 exons. Gene Ontology annotation, molecular function: RNA polymerase II cis-regulatory region sequence-specific DNA binding; DNA-binding transcription repressor activity, RNA polymerase II-specific. Gene Ontology annotation, biological process: negative regulation of transcription by RNA polymerase II. The record is from RefSeq and is a predicted model, not a curated record. Lineage: Eukaryota; Metazoa; Chordata; Lepidosauria; Squamata; Colubridae.